AUGGCUGGCUAUGGUCAUGGCCUUGAAAUCAUAAACUUGAAGGCUAGACAUCAUGAACUCAGCUUGCGGACGGCUGAAGGCCUCAACAAAGACUGGACACUGUGUCUUAGACCAGCAAUUGUUUCUGCUUUUUACGAGACAUUGUCAAAAACAUAUAUUGCUAUUCCAUAUGGUCCUACCCGCAUUUGGAACUGUGAUGAAACAAGAGUUAUGACCGACAUAAAUGGGGCAAUGAAGGUGCUUGCGAUGAAAGGAAGCCAGAAUGUGUCUUAUAUAGUUCCAAAGAGCCGUGAGUGGAUCACAAUUCUUUGUUGCGUUAAUGCUUCUGGACAAAGAAUUAUAGGGUUCUACAUGUUCAAAGGCAAGAGGCAGUUACAGAACUACAUAGCUAAAUGCGAACUUGGUGCUUGCAUGGCAGCACAACAACAUGCAUGGAUGACCAAGGAACUAUUUAUGAAUUGGUUGCACCACUUCGAGCGCUUUGUCCCUAGGGGUGUAUCACCAACGAAUAGGUGCUUGUUGAUAUUUGACAGCCACAACAACCAUGUUGCAUUGCCAACCAUCCAGGAGGCAAGGAUGUUGGGCAUAAACUUGCCGACAUUGCCAGCUCACACAUCUCACAAAUUUCAGCCACUUGAUGACGGGGAUAUACCCCUCAAUCCCGAUGCCCUCACCCAAGAAAUGCAACCCAACACCACAUUCCACAUUAAUGAUGGGGAAGAUGCAUCUGCCCAGAAGUGGUUGCGGAAAACAUUGCAACCAUUCGUCAAACGGAUUCAACUGCACAAGUUGACAUGGAACAGGAAGACACCAACAUCGAUGAAGCUGCAGUUGACACUUUGGAUGAGAGUCUUGGCCUUCCAUUUGAGCGAAUUGCACCAUCUAGGUGGUGGAAGGGGCGACGAAUCUCGGUGUUGA
This is a messenger RNA of Cryptomeria japonica (Japanese cedar), 918 nucleotides long. Its product is annotated as MFS-type transporter clz9-like. The record is from RefSeq and is a predicted model, not a curated record. The transcript is spliced from 3 exons. Gene Ontology annotation, cellular component: nucleus. Bases 1 to 918 code for a protein of 305 amino acids. Lineage: Eukaryota; Viridiplantae; Streptophyta; Pinopsida; Cupressales; Cupressaceae. Gene Ontology annotation, molecular function: DNA binding.